UGAUUUUUUUUGUUGUCGAAGUUUUUAACAUUCUCGAACGCUUACAGUUGCGAGUCGCUCCACUACCACCUUAACCAAACUUCACUGCACAAAAACUCUAGCUCUUUCAUCUGAGAAAAACCCUAUCAUUUUCUUUUCCGGGCCAAUUCUAACCUAAUCUAUUCACUGUUUCAUUCGAGCUCUUUCGUCACUCUAGCCAUCCCCCACCCGCUAAUAACCCUUAACUACCGCGCGAUAAACAUGUCAAAACUUAACCGUGACUUUCCGUCCGAUGUAAUCACCGACAUCCUGUGCCAACUUCCAGUCAAGACUCUCCUACGGUUUCGGUGCGUAUCCAAACAUUGGCACUCCCAAAUUGACGGUCCGGAUUUCGUCCAGCUCCACCUCGGUCUUUCGCUCGCCACCAAGUCCAAUCUCAGCCUCAUCCUCAAGAAAUGGUACCUCUACUCCACCGAGUUUGAUUCGCUUCACACCGCCACCGAGCUCAAUCCCCCGCUGAAUAUUAUCUGGGGUUUAACAGAAGUUUUCGGCUCUUGCAAUGGCUUGUUGGCUCUCUGUAAUUCUGAGGAAGAUAUGGCUUUGUGGAAUCCGUCCACUAGAAAGUAUCAGAGAUUGCCGGUAAUGCUGGUUGAGCCUCCUUCAUGUGAUGUUAGACCUCGUCGUUUUACGUUUUAUGGAUUUGGGCGAGACCCCAUUAACGACGAUUACAAGGUGGUGAGGAUGGUGCAGUUUGUUUCCCGAGACGGUGAUGAUGGGUUUUUCUCCACUGAGCUUAAGGUUUAUAGCUUAAAGACUAACUCAUGGAGAGGGAUCAAGGAUUUCCCUUAUUAUCUUCGCUUUAUGUUUCAGCUUGGCUAUCUUCUUUUUUAUAGGAGAGGAUACGGCGUGUUUGCUGGUGGUGCUUUGCAUUGGGUCUUGCCUCCAGGGUUUGGAUGGGACUGUCAGAUUGUUGCUUUUGAUCUUGGGGUUGAGGAGUUUCGGAUUGUACCGCUGCCUGAUCAUGUAGAUCAAGGUUUUGAAAUGGAUCUUGCGGUCUUGGAAGGGUGCCUGUGCUUGCUUUUCAAUUACGAUAACGACUAUGUUGAUGUAUGGGUGAUGAAGGAAUAUGGGCUGAAGGAGUCUUGGACUAAAUUAUUUAAUGUUUCCCAGUCCACUUUGAAUAGGGCUUUUGGACAUGUGAUGCCUUUAGCUUAUUCUAAGAGCCGCGAGAAGGUUCUUUUGGAGGUGGACAGGGACAAGCUCUUUUGGUAUGAUUUUAGAAGGAGGCGAGCCAAGAGAGUGAGGAUUGAGGGAGCUCCAAAUUCAUUCAGUGCGGAUAUUUAUGUGGGAAGCCUUGUUCCCUUAGGUGGUGGUGGAGUGGAUCGGAAGGCCCUGAAACCACAAAAGGAAAGAAAGAAAAGCAAUACAAAGCACAUGGAUAAAUUUCUGUCGAAAGGCUUUAAACUGACUUUAUAAGCAUAUAUAGGGAUAUGAAGUAGAAGCAAGUGAAAAACGAUACGAAACUUGUAGAGUGCCCAACUGUUGCUCUUAUGAUUACCAAUUGAAUAGAGCUUGUUCCGUAAAGCAACUUGCUCAUCAACUGCAUUUGGGAUUGUGUGUUUAUGCAAAUAUGAUAUUUUGACAAGUUGCUGCGGAGGAUUUCAAUUUGGUUACGGAGCUUCCAGCUUAGAUAUUGCUUUGAGUUUAUACCUCAUUUACUUGACAUUGCUGUAGCUAGGUACUUCUCAUGUAUACAUCCUAUGUACUUGGCCUAUGCCUCAUUUUCUUAUGAAUAAACUUCUUGAUUGCCUAUCAAAAAAUGCUGUUGUGCAGGCUCCCUCAAUGCUUGUCAAUGUGUUACUUCUCUUGUCCUACGUAAUAUUUCCUAGUAUGCUGUAAAAUUGGACGAGUUGGUUUUUCAUAUGAUUUUCUCUGUAGAUUUACCAACUCGUGAAAGAAAACAAACUUGGUAAAUUUCCCAAUGGAAUUUAUUAGAGACAUGCAGGAUUGGGAAGUAGGUGAAGUUUCUGAUAUCUUAGGAAGAUUAUAUGAGAUGAAGCUUGAUCAGAACAGGGAGGACAGUCUACUGUGGGGUGCAUACAGUUAAUCUAAGAUUUUUAGUGAGUUCUUUUUAUAAGGUGUUAACUAGUCAUGGGGUCAAAGACUCCCUGGAAAUGUAUUUGGAGAGCCAAGGUACCUAGUAAGGUUGCUUUUUUCUGCUGGCUGGUGAAAAUAUUAACUACAGACAACUUGUUAGACCCCCACAUCGAGUUGCCUUUAGAGAUGCCGCACAUGCCCUAGUCAUGGUAGGAACAUACACCUUGGCUAGCCCACAAUCAUGCCUUGGCUCGUGGGAGGUCACGCACGGGGCGCCAAGCAUGCAUGCAUGCCUUGGCCCGCGCGAUGGCACUCACGGGGAGCCCAGAAUGCGGGCUAGCGGGGCUACUGAGGGCCUACCCCGGCGCACAGCCAAGCACCGCACGCCCAUGCGUGGGGCAGUGAGCGAAGCCAUGCGCGCGGCACAGCCCAGGCGCGCAGCACAGCCCAUGCGCGCAGCAUAGCCCGCACGCGCAGCACAACCCAUGCGCGCAGCAUAGCCCGUGCGCUUGGCAUGGCGCGCAACACCGCGCUGCACGCCCACGCACAUUCUAGUGCACAGGCCCGUGCGCACGCUAAUGGGCCGCGUGGCCCUGCGCGCCCAAGUGCUGCAAGGCCAUGCGCACAUCCAUGUGCCACACGGCCAGCCCAGCCAGCCCAGUCAGCGCGCGCUCACAUGCCCAUGCCCACCAGCCAGCCGCACGCCAGCGCACACCCAUGCCCACCAUCCUGCUGCACACCAGCGAGGUUAGUGGCAUGCCAUCCAGCGCACGGCUCCAGCCCGUGCCUUGCGGAGCAGGCCAGUGGCAU
Molecule: messenger RNA, 2886 nt
Organism: Juglans regia (Persian walnut)
Lineage: Eukaryota; Viridiplantae; Streptophyta; Magnoliopsida; Fagales; Juglandaceae
Product: F-box protein CPR1-like
Exons: 3
Coding region: 241-1455 (404 amino acids)
Molecular function (GO): protein binding
Source: RefSeq, a predicted model, not a curated record